AACUACUUUCCCCAUUACAACAAACACUAUCACAAGAUAUCCAAAAGAUAAUCCGUUCUCAGAUCAAAUCAAUCAAAAUACUUCCACCAAUCCUUCCAACCAACAUCAUGACCCAACUUCUCACCUCUCAAUAUUAUUGCAUGCAAACCAUAAAAAACUACAUGGGCCCAAGAGAUAG
Molecule: messenger RNA, 178 nt
Organism: Funneliformis caledonium
Lineage: Eukaryota; Fungi; Glomeromycota; Glomeromycetes; Glomerales; Glomeraceae
Source: the annotation of a GenBank genome assembly